Molecule: messenger RNA, 697 nt
Organism: Fopius arisanus
Lineage: Eukaryota; Metazoa; Arthropoda; Insecta; Hymenoptera; Braconidae
Gene: Atox1
Product: Antioxidant 1 copper chaperone
Exons: 3
Coding region: 111-329 (72 amino acids)
Biological process (GO): copper ion transport
Cellular component (GO): cytosol
Molecular function (GO): metal ion binding; copper chaperone activity
Source: RefSeq, a predicted model, not a curated record
GACAGGUUUUUUUUUCCUCGAAAAAUGUUCCACGUACAGUAAUCCGAGUCAAUUGUUUAUCCGCUGCUUACGUGUAAUUAACAUCAGAACAACCUCUUGGUCCAGUCACUAUGGCAACUAAAAUUCACGAGUUCAAUGUGGAAAUGACCUGUGAAGGCUGUUCAGGGGCGGUCAAACGAGUCUUGGGAAAUAAAUCUGGUAUCGAAGACGUGAAAAUUGACUUAGAAGGAAAAAAAGUCUUUGUCACAUCGGCUCUCCCCUCAGAUGAAAUCCUGGAGUGCAUAAAGAAAACUGGGAAAUCCACUUCCUUCAUUGGAGCCAAGAGCUAACUCAAACUACUCCUAGCAAGCUGAAUCCCUUCUUAUGUGUUCCAAAAAAAAACAUUGCAAUAUCAAAAAUGCAUUAAACAAUACAAAGUUAAAGCAUUUGAAACAAGUGAUGCUGAGAAAAUAUGACAACAUUCGUAAACCUCAUAUUUCUUUAAUUAUUUAUUUUCUAUAAACUGGGAAAUUCCUUGAAUAAUCGAGGACAAUGCAUGACUAUCAAACAGUGAAUGGCACUGCAACGGAUUGAAUAAAUACAUUCUCCAAAUACAGAAUAUGAUAAUGUGGCCAAAAAUUCCACAUCAUCAAUGAAUUGAGCCUUUCGACAUUAAUUAACUCCAUGAGCAAUAAAUUAAUCAUAUACAUACACAUUA